GACUUCAUUAUCAACAGCCUUAAUCACCUAAACCAGAGACCUCAGCUUCCAUUUUGCACCUUCCCUUAAACUUGAGCCACAAAAAUCUAUAGACCAUUUUCAUCUUUUCAAUCUUUAUCUAAUCCAACCUCCAAAAGUCCUCCAAUCUUAGCUUUAAACUCUUAUAUUCCAUCCAAAUUCAAAAAGGAAAAAUCAAGAAAAGAAAAAAUAGAAAAAAAGCCAAAAUAAAAAAAAAGGGACAAGAGGAAAAGGAAGAGCUGAAGUGCAAGAGUUUCCGCUGGUCGUCGUUGGAAUCCACCACUAUCUGCCGAACCAUUAUCAGAAUAGCCCUAUAAAGAUAAUACAGUCACAUUACGAUGUACAUGACAGUGAUGGUUUUCUGAUGGACUCGUGAUGGUGAUUGGAAGAACUAAAACAAGCUUCGUCAUUAGCGUAACCAUCCAAUAUUUCCAAGGGCCAAUAGGCCUAGAAAUCAGAAUCCCUUGUCCAGGUCUCUUGUUAGAGUCCAUCAAUACCGCGGAUUCCAUAUUGACAAAUGACAAGCAAAGAAAUUACUUAAACCAUCAUCGAAUUUUGGAGGGAUUUUCAAGCUAGUAUGAGCUUUCAGCCAUCAGCUAGCCAUGUUGGUUCUGAUCAAGCUUAUACUACUUGUGGUUUCUGCUCUAGCUGGCUUUGCAUCUUGCCAGGACCUUAGUAUCACCUACAAUGGAUUCCGAUCCACGAACUUGAGCCUGGACGGCUUAGCUCAGCUCACACCAAAUGGCGUCUUGAAGCUAACUGAUGACACCAAGGAGCAGCAAGGUCAUGCCUUCUUUCCUAAUCCUGUCAGCUUCAAAAAUUCAGCCAAUUCCUCUGCGUUCACCUUUUCCACCACCUUCGUCUUUGCUAUAGUGUCUGAAUACCCUACUAUGAGCGGCCAUGGAAUUGCUUUCGUGAUUGCUCCAAGAAGAGGUCUUCCAGGAGCUCUUCCUAGUCACCAGCUUGGCCUCUUCAAUGAAACAAACAAUGGAAAACCGACCAAUCAUGUCUUUGCAGUGGAACUCGACACAGUCCAAAGCAAAGAGUUCAAUGAUAUCAAUAAUAACCACGUUGGGAUUGACAUCAACGGGCUGAACUCCACACUAGCAGAUCCUGCAGGUUAUUAUUCCAAUGGCAACGGUGUUGUUCAGAACUUGACUCUUGCUAGUGGUAAAGCAAUGCAAGUUUGGAUCGACUACGAUGGAACAGCUAAGCAUAUAAGUGUCACAUUAGCUCCAAUAUAUGCUGGUAAACCAAACAAACCUCUUUUAUCUUUACCCAAUGAUCUUUCACCAGUAUUAAAUGAAAUCAUGUAUAUUGGAUUUUCAUCAUCUACCGGUUCUGUGCCGACAUCGCAUUGCCUUCUGGGAUGGAGUUUCAAGAUGAACGGUGUGGCUCAAGGGCUUGAUCUUUCUCAACUUCCUAAGCUCCCGCGAGUUGGACCUAAGAAAAGGUCCAAAGUAUUAACAAUUGGUUUACCUGUAAUUUUGAUUGCUUCCUUGUCAAUUGCAAUCUCUGGUGUAAUAUAUCGUGUGAGAAUUAAGAAGAAGUUUGCAGAAGUGCUUGAGGAUUGGGAGCAUGAGUAUGGUCCUCACAGAUUCAAGUACAAAGAUUUGUAUAUCGCUACAAAAGGGUUCAGGGACAAGGGAUUACUAGGAAGCGGGGGUUUUGGUAAGGUAUAUCAUGGCAUCCUGCCUAGCUCCAAACUUGAGGUUGCUGUCAAGAGGGUAUCUCAUGAAUCCAGGCAAGGAAUGAAACAAUUUGUGGCAGAAAUUGUCAGCAUAGGCCGGUUACGCCAUCGAAAUUUGGUUCCACUUUUAGGUUACUGCAGGCGGAAAGAUGAACUGCUAUUGGUUUAUGAAUACAUGCCAAAUGGAAGCCUGGACAGGUUUCUAUUUGAGCAGCAUGAGAACACCCUGAACUGGAGCCAAAGAUUUCGAGUCAUAAGAGGUGUAGCAUCUGGAUUGUUUUAUCUACAUGAAGGAUGGGAACAAAUAGUGAUCCACAGAGAUGUAAAGGCCAGCAACGUCCUGUUAGACAGUGAAUUGAAUGGAAGAUUAGGAGAUUUCGGGCUUGCCAGAUUGUAUGAUCAUGGAACAGACCCUCAAACAACUCGUGUUGUUGGAACACUUGGAUACCUCGCACCAGAGCAUACUAGAACUGGCAAGGCUACAACCAAAACAGACGUAUAUGCCUUUGGGGCAUUUUUGCUUGAGGUAGUCUGCGGCAGAAGACCAACAGAACCACAUCCCCCAACAGAGGAUGCCAUUUUGGUUGAUUGGGUAUUUUCUUGCUGGAACAAAGGGCAAAUUCUUGAAGCAGUUGAUCAAAACAUGGGACUUAAUUAUGUGAAAGAGGAGGUGGAAUUGGUUAUGAAGCUCGGAUUGUUGUGCUCACAGUCAGAGCCCAUAGCAAGGCCAAGCAUGCGUCAAGUUGUUCUAUACUUGGACAGCGCCUUGGCACUGCCAGAUUUAAGCUCACUUGGGAUUUCUGCCAGUGGCCUGUCUUUUUCAAGUCAGGAAGGUUUCGGUGAUUUUAACUUAUCAUGUCCAUCUUCGAUGGACAAGCCAUUUUCACACGCUUCGUCCUCUGUUGCAGAAUCGCUACUAUCUGGAGGUCGGUGAUUGAGGACAAUGCUUUCGGUUAAUUAUUUUUUCUGGAGAAUUAUGCAAUUACUGAUCAAUAAGAAACUAUGGCUCUCUGCCCCCCCCCCCACCACUUUCUGUGGCUCUAUGUUUAGUUUGGCAUUAGGGAGUAAGUGAUGUCCCAAAAGAACGAAAACUAGCCAUUAAUGAGAAUUUAGUAAGUUUAAGUGGGAUUGGUAGA
Coffea eugenioides is the source of this 2844-nucleotide messenger RNA. Its product is annotated as L-type lectin-domain containing receptor kinase IV.1-like. NCBI's taxonomy places the organism in Eukaryota, Viridiplantae, Streptophyta, Magnoliopsida, Gentianales, Rubiaceae. The record is from RefSeq and is a predicted model, not a curated record. Gene Ontology annotation, biological process: protein phosphorylation. Gene Ontology annotation, cellular component: plasma membrane. Bases 621 to 2642 code for a protein of 673 amino acids. The transcript is spliced from 2 exons. Gene Ontology annotation, molecular function: ATP binding; carbohydrate binding; protein kinase activity.